UACAUCUUUAUAAAAGCAACGAAGAAUCAUUCACAUACUGAAUGAUCCUGAUGCUAUAACAUACUUACAGUCAUAUCGUAUAACGAUGCAUAAAUCUUCAUACUCUCGUGCAUAUAAUUUCCCUGAUUCAUACGUGAUUCGUCAGCGAAUUUAUUUCCGAAUUCCUGUACGAUCAUAAAACGUCGCGGGUUUUUUUCAAUUAAACUUCUCGAACUACGCAUGCUUAUCACUCAUCGCUACGAAUAGCACGCAUGCGUUCGCAAUUAAAUUGAUAUUCGCGGGUAUACGCGAAUAAACUCUAAUCCGCAUAAUUGUUAGAUUACUUUACUAAUGAUCUGAGUGUCCAGACUGGUCUAGCCGCGUUUUACGUGUUCUUUCUUCAAAAAACGUUUCCAAGCCUUAUCGCUACUUCGUUAUCUCAUCUUAUCAAGUGUAUACACAUGAUUCGCAAAUUAAUUGAUCGAUAAGACUCUACCGUACGUGUGAGAAUUUGUAGCUUUUGGGAUAUAGAACAAAGGAUGUACGAUAGCAAUUGUUUCCAUAAUGAUUUGUCAAACAUUCCACUUAUUUUAACGAAAUUCGAUGUAAAUUUCGUUUCGUGUAAAAAUGAAUUGAUCAAACGAGAAAUUGUGAGCUGUCAGGAGAUAACAUUUGCUCGGUACAAUACCCAUUGUGCUCAGUGAUUUAUGCGUGAGGCAAUAUCAGAGGAAACAAUGACGUGUCGUUAUGUAACUUUAUCAAAUAACACGAUUUGUUAUCGUCUUUGCAUCGCUUUAAACUUAAUGCCUCUGCGGCGGGUGAGAAGUGAGGUUACUUGCUUACGUGUCAUAGCAUAAGAUAUAAGAAUAAUAAUGUAAAUAAAAAAAUAACAGAGCAGUGCACUGAGACAAUGGCAAAGCAAUCGUGGAAUGUAUUGGUGACGGGUGGUGCAGGGUACAUAGGUUCUCACACAGUGUUCGAACUGCUGCAAGCAGAUUUUGGGGUGGUAGUAGUAGACGACCUUAGUAAUGCUUAUCGAGCAGAUAAUGAGACGAAACCAGAAAGUCUAUUGAGAAUAGAGAAAUUGACAAACAAAAAGGUGCCAUUCUAUUCCUGUGAUAUAAAUAAUUACAGUGACCUCAAAGAUGUAUUUAAGAAGAAUAAAUUUGACUCUGUCAUACACUUCGCUGCUUUGAAAGCUGUGGGAGAAUCGUGUGAAAAGCCUUUAGAGUAUUACAAGACGAAUGUCUGCGGGACGUUGAAUUUAUUAAAAGUCAUGAGAGAGUUUAAUGUGAAAUGUUGCGUCUAUUCGAGCAGUGCCACGGUUUAUGGCACUCCGGAAAAAUUACCAUUAGUCGAGAAUAUGAAAACUGGUGACUGCGCCAAUCCUUACGGGAAAACGAAGUACAUGGUCGAAGAAAUUUUGAAAGAUCUCUGUGCCGCAGACAAGACAUGGUCUGUCAUAUCUUUAAGAUAUUUUAAUCCAGUUGGGGCUCAUCCCUCAGGACAAAUCGGAGAAGAUCCUACGGGAAUACCAAAUAAUUUAAUGCCGUACAUCGCUCAGGUAGCAGUGAACAAAAGGGAUGUUUUGUACGUUUACGGGAACGAUUACGAUACUCCCGAUGGAACAGGCGUGCGCGAUUACAUUCACAUCAUGGAUCUAGCCGCGGGCCACAUAAAAGCAAUGAUCUAUCAGAAAGAUCGUAGCCGUGUUGGAUUUAAGGCGAUCAACUUGGGUACCGGCAGAGGCUAUUCCGUGCUCGAGGUUAUAAAAGCAUUUGAGAAAGCGUCGGGGCGAAAGAUAUCAUAUAAAAUAGUCGAGCGAAGAGCUGGAGACGUGGCUACCAGCUACGCAGAUCCUAGUUUAGCUAAGAAAGAACUGGGCUGGCAAGCUACUAAGAACAUCGACGACAUGUGUAUAGACGCGUGGAGGUGGCAGCGGAACAAUCCGAACGGUUAUAUGUCUAAGAACUAGCAUUUGUUACGCGAAACUUAAGUAUUCUAAAGGGAACAUUUCACUUAUGCAUUUAAUCAGUUUAAACGUAAGCCAUGGUGGUGUCUGGUUACCAAAGUUUAAACCAAAGACCAACGCAACGAUUUAUAUAUAUAUAUAUAUAUGUAUAUAUAUAUUCCAAGUUGAUUUUAACAAGACUUUUACAUUCAAUAAUCAUUGUUUACUCUUUUAUAUGAAACAAUGUACCACGUAUGAAUGUUCUAUCGUGCCAUAGAAUACGUUCCUACGAUUAUAGAAAUGAUUAUUAAUAAAGCAAAUACUACAAUAAUAAAGUAAAAGAUUAAUCACAA
Ceratina calcarata is the source of this 2283-nucleotide messenger RNA. It is a transcript of the gene Gale, whose product is annotated as UDP-galactose 4'-epimerase. Bases 890 to 1954 code for a protein of 354 amino acids. Gene Ontology annotation, molecular function: UDP-glucose 4-epimerase activity. The transcript has 7 exons. Gene Ontology annotation, cellular component: cytosol. Gene Ontology annotation, biological process: beta-D-galactose catabolic process via UDP-galactose, Leloir pathway. NCBI's taxonomy places the organism in Eukaryota, Metazoa, Arthropoda, Insecta, Hymenoptera, Apidae. The record is from RefSeq and is a predicted model, not a curated record.